ACUUGCACCCCUCCUCCCUCCGAAUGGGACAGGCCGGAGCCUGCAAGUUUGUAGCGGGACAAAGUGAAUCGAGGAUCUGACUCUGCAAGCAUACAGUAGUAGACAAAAGUGGCAAUUGAAUGGGACGAGGUAGGGAAGAUUGAGAGAGAGGGGGAGUCUAGGAAGACUUAUUGAACGGGUAAAUGUGAAGAAAGAAGGAAAAGCGACUAAAACAGGGAACAAGAAGGAGCAAGACUAGAAGCUGAAAAAAGCAUCAUUAUUGUCACCUGCCGGGUUACAGAUCGAAGGACUGAAACUUUGGUAGAUACAAACGAUGAAAGUCGCAUGUUUAAUUGUACUUUUGUGGGCUUCAGCUGUGAAAAGUCAACAAAAAGGUCUCUUCCCUGCCAUUCUGAAUCUUGCCAGUAAUGCAAAGAUUACCACCAAUGCCACUUGUGGUGAGACAGGACCCGAGAUGUUCUGCAAGUUGGUAGAGCAUGUACCAGGACGAACCAUCCGUAAUCCACAGUGUCGGAUCUGUGACAGCUAUAGCUCUAACCCAAAAGAAAGGCACCCCAUCACUAAUGCAAUAGAUGGGACCAACAACUGGUGGCAGAGUCCAAGCAUCAAAAAUGGAAGGCAGUACCACUGGGUGACUAUCACACUGGAUUUACGACAGGUUUUCCAACUGGCUUAUGUCAUUAUAAAAUCUGCUAAUUCCCCUCGACCCGGGAACUGGAUUCUAGAGCGCUCUAUAGAUGGUAUUGAAUUUCAGCCUUGGCAAUUCUAUGCAAUAAGUGACACUGAAUGCCUUACAAGAUACAACGUUACACCAAGGCUUGGGAACCCAACCUACAAAUAUGAUGAUGAAGUAAUCUGCACAUCCUACUAUUCCAGACUCGUCCCCUUUGAACAUGGAGAGAUCCACACAUCUUUAAUUAAUGGCAGACCCGGUGCAGAUGAUCUCAGCCCUGCCUUGCUUGAAUUUACCUCAGCUCGGUAUAUCCGCCUCCGUCUUCAGCGCAUUCGAACACUCAAUGCUGACCUCAUGACUCUCAGUUACCGGGACCCUAAAGAUGUUGAUCCCAUUGUAACGCGCAGGUAUUUCUAUUCCAUCAAGGAUAUAUCAGUAGGAGGAAUGUGUAUUUGCUAUGGUCAUGCACAAAGCUGUCCUUGGGAUGAAGCAACAAAGAAACUACAAUGCAUUUGUGAGCACAAUACUUGUGGUGAAAGCUGUAAUGAAUGUUGCCCUGGCUAUCAUCAGAAACCCUGGCAACCUGGAACAAUCUCUACUGGCAACACAUGUGAAAAAUGCAACUGUCAUAACAAGACUGAAGACUGUUACUUUGACCAGAGUGUAGCGGACCGUAACAUGAGCAGGAAUAUUUUCGACCAGUAUGAGGGAGGUGGAGUCUGCAUUAAUUGCACUCAGAAUACGGCCGGCAUUAACUGUGAAACCUGCAUUGAUGGAUUCUACAGAGCUCACAAGGUUUCUCCCUAUGAAAUGAAUCCCUGUGCACCAUGUAAUUGUGAUCCUUAUGGAGCUGAGCAGUCCGUUUGCAUCAGAGAUGAUGCUGAGGCUGACUUACAUAUAGGUCUACUCCCAGGGCAGUGCCAGUGUAAGGAAGGCUAUGAUGGAGUAAAGUGUGAUCGCUGUUCAUUUGGAUACAGUGGAUAUCCUCAUUGCGUGCGCUGUAAUUGUAGCUUGGUAGGCAGCACCAACACAGACCCUUGUGCAGAGGAGUGUGUAUGCAAGAAUAAUGUAAUGGGGGAGAAUUGCAAUCUCUGUAAAGAAGGCUACUACAAUCUUCAGAAAGACAACCCAGAUGGCUGCACAGAGUGUUUUUGCUUUGGAGUGUCAAAUGUGUGUGAGACUAUAAGCUGGUCCCGGACACAGAUUUUACAUCUAAGUGAAUGGAUGUUGCCAGUCCAUCAAACUGAUGUCAGGCUAGAUCAAUAUGAAGUAAACAACAGUAUCCUAAAUAACACAAAAGAAACAAGCCAUCUGUCAUCCAUGUAUAUCUGGUCAGCUCCAGAGGAGUUCUUGGGAAAUAAGCUGUCAUCUUAUGGGGGUUACUUAAACUACACAAUAGAAUAUGAUGCGUUGACAGAAAACAGCAAAACAAUUCUUGGUUUUGAUUUCAUCCUUGAGGGCAAUGGAAGAGCCUUGCACACAGGUUACACUUUGGAAACAGUGCCUUCUUAUGGAGUUAAGACAUUUGAAUUUGUGAUGUUACCAGAAAGCUUCAUAGACUGGCAGAAAAACACAGAGGAAAGGGACAAACUGAUGACUGUACUGGCAAAUCUUUCCCGGCUACAAGCCAUAGCCUACAGCAACUUCAGCAGUAGUGGACAUCUAAGGAUAAUAUCUGUUUCCUUGGAAAGAGCUAGUGCAAAUGCUGUUAAUGAUAGACUUGCUUUGGAUGUGGAGCACUGCAAGUGUCCAGAAGGCUACACUGGAACAUCAUGUGAGUCCUGCAGCUCUGGGUAUUACCGAGUAGAUGGAAUUUUGUUUGGAGGCAUAUGCAAGCAAUGUGAAUGCAAUGGCCAUGCUAGUGAAUGCAACAAUCAUGGUGUUUGCUUUGAUUGUCAGGACAACACCACUGGACCUCACUGUGAACAGUGUAUGCCUGGAUAUUAUGGUGAUGCUUCGAGGGGCACAACUGAAGAUUGUCAAUUGUGUGCCUGUCCACUUGAAACAACAACCAACAACUUUAGCCCUACCUGUUACUUAGACAAUUCUGGAGGAGUGAUUUGUGAUCAGUGUUUGCCAGGAUAUGAUGGGUCACGAUGUGAAAGAUGUGCCGAUGGCUUCUAUGGAGAUCCCACAGUUCCAGGACAAUCCUGUAUCCCUUGUGACUGUAAUGGAAAUGUGAAUCCUGUUGAGCCUGGUCGGUGUGAUACACAAUCAGGAGAAUGUCUCAAGUGCAUUAAUAACACUGCAGGCCGCAACUGUGAAAUAUGUGCAGAAGGAUACUUUGGAGAUGCCAUUGUCAAUAAAAACUGUCAAGCCUGUGCCUGCCAUGUUAACAGCUCUUACUCUAAUAUUUGUGAUUUGAAGAGUGGACAAUGCCAGUGCAAAGAAAACGUCACUGGUCUGAAAUGUGACAAAUGUGUGCCUGGACACUUUGGGUUGAGUAGCGGCCUUGGCUGUCAGCCCUGCAUGUGUAAUUUGACUGGAUCUCUCACAGAAGAAUGCAGUGAUGACGGUCAGUGUCACUGUGUCGUAGGAGUAGCUGGAGAAAAAUGUGACCGUUGUGCCUAUGGAUUUUACAACUUCCAGGAUGAUGGCUGUACUUCUUGCGACUGUUCCCACACCCAUAACACCUGCAAUGCCAAGACAGGUGAGUGUAUCUGCCCACCUCACACUAUUGGUGCCAAGUGUGAAAUCUGCCAGGAAGACUACUGGGAUCAUAAUUCUCUGACAGGUUGCAAGGCAUGCAGCUGUAGUACUAUAGGAUCAGUCAGUUCUCAAUGUAACCUCUUGUCUGGUCAUUGCCACUGCAAACCUGGAUUUGGAGGAGACAGGUGUGAUGAGUGUGCUCUAGGAUUUCGGUCUUUCCCAGAGUGCAUUGCUUGUAACUGCAACAUAAAUGGGACAAGACAAGAGUUCUGCAAUGUAAAACAUGGCAUUUGUAGCUGUGAAGAGGAAACUGGCAAAUGUGUUUGCAAGGAAAACGUGGAAGGUGAUAGAUGUAAUCAGUGCAAACCAGGGACUUUUGCUCUUUCUGUAGAGGACCCCUUUGGCUGUAGGCCGUGUUUCUGUUUUGGAGUAUCUGAAGUAUGUGAGGAACUUGACGGACUUGUGAGAAUUCCUAUCUCUUUGAACCCAGAUAUUAAUAUCUUGAGAGUGGUCAGUCAAAGUGACCUUUCGGGAACAGAGGAGGGUGUAUUCCACCAUGCAUCAGACACCCUAUUGGAUGCUAAUUUGAUACGUCAUUCCACACUUACUGAACCAUACUACUGGAGGUUACCAGAUGUGUUUCAAGGCAGUAAGCUUCUUUCUUAUGGAGGAAAGCUAAAAUAUACCUUGGCUUUCUAUGCUCUUGAAGGCUCUGGGAUCUAUGAUUUUGAGCCUCAAGUGCUCAUCAAAGGUGGACGUGUUGGCAAAUUGGUCAUUUACCAUGACUUGCCUCCACCGGAAAAUCGUGUAAGAACACCCCAGGAAAUUGACUUGAUGGAGCAUAAAUGGAAAUACUUCAACUCUGUCUCUGACUGGGCUGUCACUCACUCAGACUUCAUGUCAGUACUUGGGAAUAUUGAAUACAUUCUUAUUAAAGCAUCAUUUGGUAGUGGUCUGCAACAGAGCAGGAUUUCCAACAUUUCAAUGGAUGUGGCAGUUGAUAUGGAUGAAAUAAGUUUUGACAGGGAAGUUGCCCAUUACAUUGAAAGCUGCCAUUGCCCUUCAGGUUAUGCUGGUCUUUCAUGUCAGGAGUGUGCUCCGGGAUAUCAUAGGCAGAGACUUACAGAGAUAAAUGUGAGAGGUCCUCGUCCAUUUAUUGAGCCCUGUGUCCCAUGUCAGUGCAACAGUCAUAGCAAGAUCUGUGAUUUGGACACAGGAAAAUGUGAGGGCUGUCAACACAAUACUGUAGGUGACCACUGUAAUCUAUGUGCCCCAGGAUAUUAUGGAAAAGUAAACGGAUCCAUUAAUGACUGCUCACUCUGUGCCUGCCCACAUGGCAAUGUCAACAGCUUCAGCCCCACCUGCAUCUUGGAAAGUAAUGGUGACUUCCGCUGCAAUGCCUGCAUGCCAGGUUAUGAAGGACAGUACUGUGAAAGAUGCUCUGAAGGUUAUUAUGGAAACCCAAAAGAGCAAAAUGGCAUAUGCCAGCUGUGCACAUGCAAUCCUGCUGGAUCGGUCCACAAUUACUGUGAUCAGCUUACUGGCCAGUGCAUAUGUAAACAAGGUGUGAGGGGUAGGCUCUGUGACGAGUGUGAAGUGCGUCACAUAUUAAUGGAUACAGAAUGUGUUUCAUGUGAUGAUAACUGUACAGGAGUACUGUUGAGUGACCUUGAUAACAUGAUGGAAACUCUGAAAGCUGUUAACUUGACAGGUGUCAUCCUAGCUCCCUAUAACCUUUUGGCUUCUAUGGAAAAUAACACUAAUGAAUUAAAGACCCUUAUUCAUCCUGGCUUGCAUCCAGCAGACCUGAUAGCCAAAGAAGAAGAGUGGAUGCUUGAGAUCCUGGAAGAUAUUAACCAGCUUCAUAACAAAACAUCACAGUUUUCCAUUGAUGGGAAGGUACUUGAGAAAUUCACUGAAAGGACCUUAAACCAGAGCCAGGAAAUUCAGAUGUUCAUUUUAAAAAUCCAGACAGCUGCUGAAGCUCUUGUGGAAUUAGCAAAUCAUUUAAAUGAUACUUUGGGGAGUGACGUGGAACUAACAAAUAGCACUCAGUUUCAAGAUGAAAUUUUGCAAGUUCUCCAAUUUAUGAGAAAUAAAGAUUUUACACAGCGGCAUCAGAUCGCAACUAAUGAGUUCAAUGCUGCUGAAGCAUUGCUGUUGCAGAUCCAGAGGGAGCUUAUGAAACUGUGGAAAGAAACGGAUGAACUGAAAACAAAAAUCAGUCUCACCCUAUCUGAUCAUACCAGUAAAUUGUUGGACUCCCAGCUUCUAGUGUACAGUGCGCAAAAUAUUUCUGUUGAGACCAUCCGACUUCUUAAGGCCACAUCAAGCAAUAUGGAACACAUUAAUGUUAAAGGACAGGAGACCAUUAACAAUGAGCGUCUGGCUGCAAAUACAACAGAAGAUGUGCAAGCAUUGUUGUCUGAUGCAUUUAACAUUACUGAAGAUGUCAUUAAUGGAACGUCUCAUUUAGAGGAAUACAUCGAUGAAGUAGAAAUCUGGAAUCCAAUGCUACGAAAACAUGUUGAUAACCUUGUCAUGAAUAUGUCAACAAGAGGAGUACUUGACUUGGUGUUCAAGGCUGAAGACCAUGCUGCUGGGCUGAAGAAACUGGCAGAGUCUCUUCACAAUGCUCUUGAGGAUGUAAGGAAUGUUUCAGUAAAUGCAACAACUGCAGUCCAUGCAAACUUGAACAUCAAAAAUAACAUAGAGGAAGCAGAGAGAAACGCAGAACAAGCUAAUAAUACUGUGGCUGUUGUGCUAGAUCUGGUAAAGUCACAGUUCAAUGAAGAAUCUUUAAAUGACAGUGGAAUUCAGUCACUGCACCGUAGUUCCAAAUUUCUGAAUGAAGCAAAAAAUCUCAACAUCAAGACUGAUGGUCUUAUGAAUGAGUUAAAUGGUCUCAAAGAACAAGUGGAAGAAAUUCGAGGAAACGCUGAAAAUAUUACCAGAGCCUUCAAGAAACCCUUAGAACUUAUAAAUAGCUUGCCAAAGAGCAAUAGCAGCUUAUUCUUGGACCUGAAAAAAUCUGCGACUGGAGCAAAUUCUUCAGUAACUGCUGCACUUCAGCAGCUGGAAGGCUUAAACCAGCAACUGGAAAGCUCCUCGGUGACGGUAGCAAAAGCUAGAAAAACAGUAAACACUACAAGAGAUCUUUUUAAUGAGUCAGCAAAAACAGCAAAUGCAGCUGAGAAAAAAGUUAAAGAGAUUGAAAUGCAAGCCAGUCUGUUGUUUGAUCGUUUAAAACCACUAAAAAUGCUGGAAGACAACCUGAGCAAAAAUUUGUCAGAGAUUAAGGAGCUCAUCAACCAAGCACGAAAGCAGGCAGCUUCAAUAAAAGUAGCUGUAUCUGCUAACAGAGAUUGUGUACGAUCUUACAAGCCAGAGAUCGCCUCAAGCAAUUAUAACACUCUGAUACUAACAGUAAAAACAUCCGAGCCUGAUAACCUGCUUUUCUAUCUGGGCAGCAGCACCAAUACUGAUUUCAUGGCAUUGGAAACACGGAAGGGAAAGGUUUCAUUUCUUUGGGAUGUGGGUUCUGGGCCUGUGAGACUGGAAUAUCCUGAUAUUCAUAUUGACAAUGACAAGUGGCACAGUAUUCAUGCGACCAGGUUUGGAAGGACUGGUUCCAUUUCUGUUGUUGACCUCAAAUUAUCUGAGAAGCCAGCUGUGAAAACUGCAAGCUCACCAGGAAUAUCUACAGUUUUGGAUAUUAAUAAUUCAACAUUUGUCUUUGUUGGUGGUCUUAGUGGUCAAGUACAGAAACCAGUGGCUGUAAAAGUUACACAUUUCAAAGGAUGUAUGGGAGAGGCUUCUCUCAAUGGAAAAAAUAUUGGGCUGUGGAACUAUGCACAAAGGGAAGGUGCAUGCAGAGGCUGCUUCAUCACUCCACAGGAUGAAGACACUUCCUUCCACUUUGAUGGCAGUGGUUAUUCUGUUGUUGAGAAAGCCCUUUAUUCAACAAGAACUCAGCUUGGGAUGCUUUUCAAAACCUUCUCACCAAAUGGCUUACUGCUUUACCUGUCUUCAAAUGGAACGAGAGAUUUCCUGUCUAUUGAGCUGGUAGAUGGAAAAGUAAAACUAACCUUUGACCUUGGAGGUGGACCACUCACCCUUGAAACUGACAAAAGAUACAACAAUGGCAACUGGUAUAAAGUUGCUUUCCAUCGUAACAGAAAAACAGGUUAUCUAGUUGUAAUGGAUGGUUCUGCAGCCAACAGUACUGAGCAAAAACAAGGCGUGUCUCCAGGCACUUCUUCUGAUCUCAAUCGUUCAGACAAGGACCCCAUCUACAUUGGAGGGCUCCCUCGCUCAAGACCAGUCAGAAGACCACUAAUUAGUAGAUCAUUUGUGGGGUGCAUUAAAAACUUAGAGAUAUCUAACUCUAACUUUGAUUUGCUAAAAGACUCUUAUGGUGUGAGAAAAGGUUGUGUGCUGGAGCCUAUUCGUAGUGUCAGUGUCCUGAAAAAUGGAUUCCUGGAGCUGCUGCCUUUCCCACUGUCACCAGAAUCAGAAUUAAUGGCGACAUUUUCCACAAAAAAUGACACUGGGGUGAUUUUGGCUGGCAUUACUAAAAGUGGAAACCGUAAAAGAAGGCAAACACAUCUGCCUUUCUUUGCUGUCAUGCUUAUUGAUGGCAAUGUAGAAAUCCACAUGAAUAGUGGAGAAGAGACUACCACAAAAAAGGUGAUAAUCAAAUCAGAGACUGGAACCUUCAGUGAUGGACAGGAUCAUUCCAUCAUCUUGCAUCGCAAUCGAAGGUUAGUGAAGGUGCAAGUGGAUGAGGGAAACCCUUCUGAGUUUAGGCUUGCCUCAUCUGCAGAGAGUACACCUCUUCUUGUCACCAACUUGUACUUAGGAGGUCUUCCACCGGGAGAGGCUACACACUUAAAGACUAGUAGAUCCUUCUAUGGCUGCAUCAAGAACCUUGGAUUAAACAUGGAGCUUCUGGAUCUUACCACUGCAGUGAAAUACCAAAAUGUUGACCUGGGCAGCUGUUUGUUAGAGGAGAGGCCUAAGAUUACUGUCCAACCUGAUAAUGAGGGACUUGACUCUGUAGUCCAUCCAGAUCCAACUCAAGUCUUACCAGUCACAGAAUCUACUCUUCUGGAGAGUGCCAUGGAUCAGGACCUAAAAGAGACACAACUGACCAAGUGUGCUGAAGAAGACAUUCCUGGAACAGUCCCUAGUGCCUACCAAUUUGGCUUGUCAGCAAACAGUCACAUGGUGAUGCCUUUCGAUGAGACCACUGUGAAAAGAAAGUUUUCCAUACAACUAACUCUGCGAACAUUUGCUUCAAGUGGCUUGGUUUAUUUUAUGGCUCAUAAAAACCAGAUGGAUUAUGCCACAUUGCAGCUCUUGGAUGGCCAAUUGUAUUUCAUCUAUGACCUUGGCAAGGGAGCAGCAGUAGUUACACUACCAGACAUGAUUAAUGAUGGCCAAUGGCAUACGGUCAAGACUGACUUUGCUAAGAAAAAAGCCACCAUUGCCAUUAAUGGGAAAGAGUCACCUCCUGUCGGAGCUCUUGGGGAUGGGAAUUCACUGGAUGUGGAAGGAAAGCUUUACCUGGGAGGACUUCCAUUAGGUUACACAAUCAAAAAGAUUGGGAAUGUGACAUCCAGUAUCCCUGCCUGUAUCAGAAAUAUCAUGUUAAAUAAUAAACCUCUUACUCAGGACAGUGCUACCUCAGGCCAUGCAGUUGGUAGUUGUUUCAGCACAGCUCAGGAGGGCUCCUACUUCGAUGGAACUGGAUUUGCUGCUCUGGUGAAAGAAGGCUAUAAAGUUCGAUCUGAUGUCAUUAUAUCAUUUGAGUUUCGUACCACUGCAGAAAACGGGGUCUUUCUGGGAAUUAGCAGUGCAAAGGUAGAUGCAGUUGGAUUGGAGCUUGUAAAUGGAAAAGUACUAUUCCAUGUGAAUAACGGAGCGGGACGACUUACUGCCAUUUCCAAAAAUGCUGACUCAAGUCUCUGUGACGGAAAGUGGCAUAAACUCCAGGCUAACAAGAGCAAGAAUCGCAUCAGCCUGACCAUUGAUGGAAGAACAGUGCAUGUAGCCAACCCCCAUUCCCACUCCACUUCUGCAGACACUAAUGACCCAAUAUAUGUUGGUGGCUAUCCUGGUAAUGUAAAGCAGAACUGCCUGACCAUACAAACUCCAUUUAAAGGCUGCAUGAGGAGCCUCCAGCUUUCUAAAGGCCAAAUUAGAGAAGCCUUUGACUUGAGCAUGGCGUAUGAGCGCCAUGGAGUCUUCCCCCAUUCCUGCCCCAGUCUGAGAGUCUGAUGCUUCUUAAAGCCAAAGUCACAUCAUAAUUGAACACUCAGGACUUUUACUGUAUUGACUUUUAGCUGCCUGUUGUCUUUGUCUACAGUUUUUGAUAAAUUACAUGUACUAAACUAUUAAACACUGUAAAUGAAUGUGAGAGAUUUUAGGAAUGUCUGUACUUUAGUUAUAUGAGAAGUGGAUGACAGCGUUUAGAACAAGAUGCUCUUUUAAACACCCCACUUCUAACAGAAAAUGUAACAUUACAGUGAAAAUUCAGUUUUCCAGUGCACUGCCACACAAUAUUUAAAGGGCCCAAAUUGCUCCAAUAACCCAUGUCUUUAAUUAAAUAAACAAUAUAAUAACAA
Messenger RNA from Polypterus senegalus (gray bichir), 9951 nucleotides. RefSeq names its product laminin, alpha 1 (gene lama1). Gene Ontology annotation, molecular function: signaling receptor binding; extracellular matrix structural constituent. The transcript has 63 exons. Bases 314 to 9604 code for a protein of 3096 amino acids. The record is from RefSeq and is a predicted model, not a curated record. NCBI's taxonomy places the organism in Eukaryota, Metazoa, Chordata, Cladistia, Polypteriformes, Polypteridae. Gene Ontology annotation, biological process: blood vessel morphogenesis; regulation of cell migration; camera-type eye development. Gene Ontology annotation, cellular component: basement membrane.